Molecule: messenger RNA, 2913 nt
Organism: Eleginops maclovinus (Patagonian blennie)
Lineage: Eukaryota; Metazoa; Chordata; Actinopteri; Perciformes; Eleginopidae
Gene: fbxw10
Product: F-box and WD repeat domain containing 10
Exons: 14
Coding region: 1-2913 (970 amino acids)
Molecular function (GO): protein binding
Source: RefSeq, a predicted model, not a curated record
AUGAAGUCCGUUAAAUUUGCUACAAGUGUCACUGCAUGCGAUCUGGACUGUGAAAAGGCAGAGGCAUGUCUCUCCAUGUGCGGGAUGUGUCCAUUUUGCGCUUUUGCCCCCAUGCCCCCUGCCUCCACCCGGUGCUUGUGGACCGUGUCGGAUGAAUUCAAGAGGAGGUUCUUGGUGGAGCUGCUGUUACGAUGCAGAAACAUCCAAGUGUUGGAAAGCAUCCAGAGUGUGUUAGGUGUUACAUCGUGGACUUUACUCACGUACGCCAGGUCAAGGAGCCCGACCUCAGGGGAGGAUUUCCCCUGUGGCGGUUCAGGCCGUGCGCUUCAUGGGAGACCACUCGGGAUGGACCUGCAUGAGAUCUGGGACUGGUUCACCAAAAGCCCGGACUGGAUCAAAUCCCGCUACCUUUGCCGGCUUUUCUCACUCUGUGACACGGAACUACUGCGCAUGUUGUCUAAUUUAACCAGCGUGCUUCUGGUCAGGCAAAAACGAGGUUUUCUACAAUAUAAUGUGAGGAGUUUUAGUAGCAGUCAGCAUGAUUGGGACAGUGAUGAAGACUCGGUGGACCCCGCUCUCAUGGUGGUGCCCGGAUCCUCAAAGUCUGUGUCUGGAGUCAGCCGGUAUCGAGACUUCAUCAGCUGCCUACCUGUUGAUCUGUCCAAGAGGAUAUUAGGUCUGUUAGAUGAGAUUUCUCUGAGGCGCUGCCAGAAGGUUUGCCCAUCCUGGCAGCACCUCGCAAAGGAAACCAUGGAGGAAAUCAAGUUCAGAGGACACUUUCAGGAUCAAAUUAAGGCAAUGAUGAAGAGGGGUAAAGGUAUGAAUAAAGUCAGCUCCACUUACGCCAACAUCGUUGAAGUUCCUGUACCGAUCAAGAAUGAUGAUAAAGUGACUAUUCAUGCUAGUGUCCAAAAGGUAAAUAAAUGGGUCAAGCCAUUUGAAGCUGCUUAUGCCAAUAUCAAAGCCAAUAUGGUGCCGAUGGAGGAGCGAAAUGUUUACUGUGGUGCAUAUUUCACCACGGUGCUGCUGGACAAAGAGGACCCUCAUCGGGUGGUGGACUACAGAGGUGGAUUGUUUAUGGCGACGGGCUCCAAGGACCGCGUGGUGCAUCUGCUUCAUGUGGCGGCAGUAACAAAGGUGGUGUCGGUGAUGAAGGGCCAUGUGGGCAGCAUCCGGGCGGUGCUGCUGUGCGAGGACAGAGAGCUGCUCAUCACUGCCAGCUGCGACGCCAGCAUCAGGUGUUGGUGUUUGAAGACAGACACGUGUGUGAUGAUGCUGUAUGGUCACACUGGCACUGUUCACUGCCUGGAUGUCCACGGCGAUCGUCUUGUCUCAGGAGCUAAAGACUGUUUCGUAAAAGUGUGGAGUCUACACACAGGGAAGAUUUUUGAGGAUUUUAUUUUCAAGCACGCAAGCCCUGUUCACUGUGUGAGGAUCAACACGAGAACGGUGUUCAGCAGCUGUGAUCGGGGAUUUGUCAAAAUAUGGGACAUGGAGAACGCAUCGCUGCUGAGGGUGAUUGAUGGCCACAAAAGCUCAGUGAGGUGCCUGUUCUUCGACGAAUGGCAUUUUUUAUCUGGAGACACGAGCGGGCAGGUCAUGGCCUGGAGUUUAAACUGUGAGGUUAAAGAGUGUCUUAUGACCUUCCCCCACCCAAAGGAGGUAAAAUCUAUGACUCUUGUUUACCUGCGUGUCAUUACUGGCUGUGUGGAUGGAAAGAUUCGAAUAUUUAAUUUCCUCACCGGAGAUUGCCUGAGAGAGAUCACGGCAGAGGCUGAAACAGGCCGAAUACUGUCUCUGCACUACCAUGACCACCAAAUAUUAGUGAACGCGACGUCAAGUGUGAAGCUGUACCAGUUUGCCAAAGUUUUCUGGGAAUACACAGAGUCAGCUGAGGGAGGCAAGGGCGAUGCUGGGACUCAGGAUGGUUUGGUUUCUGAGAACCCGGCAGCCUCGCUGAGAAAGCUUCCCCUCACCUCUGCCGGGUCAGAUCACACAGCACAGAAGAACAAGAAGAAGUCAGACAGAGCUGAGCGGCUUUACCACACCCGCUUACUGCCUUCCACCACUACAUACCGAGCACAAGCCAGAGAUCGCUGUGAGACUAACCCGUCCGUGAUGCUGAGUGAGAAGGCAACGAGUGACCGGAUGAAGAGGAGGGGGCUUCAUCAUCCUCUGACCCGCGACUCCAUCCUCCUAAAAGUCAAUGCCAUCCAGAAGGCGCAGUGCAGGGAUGAAGUCAGCAUCAACAUGGAGUGCAACGCCCGGCUGCGAGAUUCCUGGGGCUUCGACACGUCUCAGUAUUCUCAGCUUUGGGACAGCCUUCAGGAUGUUCAUCUCAGGAGGGCUAAAACCUGCGUUCCAACUUUAAAGAGAGAUGUCAGUCAAAAUAUGACCAACAAGAUCCAAGGCAGAGCCAUCUCCACCGCCCCUGACACCACAAGGAGACGCCCUACCUGUUUAUGUCCUAAAAAAGCACAGCCCCACAGUGCUGACACAUUUAAGCGAGCAGGUGGAUUCAGUGCCAAAGAGGGGCCACAGGCUCCUGAGUGCACGCUCAUGAGAUCACUGGCUACUCCAGAGCGCUCCAAGAAAACUGGCACCAGCUUGCCCAGGAUUAGCCUUUGUGACGUAGGCAGACAAUGCAAACCCCUCCUGGCACCCCGAGCUGGGCUUAGCUUCACCAUGCAGCACAGCUCCCCCAUUGUUUCAUCAGGUAUGGAGUCUCUUGUCCCGGACUGGCGAGCUGCGGGGGGGAUAACAAGCUCAGACUGGUGGCUGACUUCCCUGGAGCUGUCCAGAUAUCACACCGUUACCAGGUUUAACGAGAGUCAUAUUAGACGCGAAAGCUCACUGAAUAUGCGAAUCACACCAUUCUCCUGGGGAACGACUUGGGAUAAGAACAGUGUCUAA